AUGGCGCUCUCGCGCGAGCGACUCGACAUCCUAGCUAUAUGCACCCUAGGCCUAAGCAACGCCUUCGUCUGGUCGAGAUACUACACGUACAAAAGCGCCGCCUUCGAGCGCCCUUUCCACUUCGCCAUCCUGUCAUACUUCUUCGUCGGCCUCACCUUGUCUAUCUCAGCUAGAUAUGUGUUUCGCGCGGAGUCGAGCUACGCGCCACUUGGCAAUGGUGAUUCCUCGAUCUCGACCAAGACGUUUUCCCCCAAGUUUAGCUUCCUCACCAAGAUUUUGAGAUCGUCGCUACGACUUCGGUCCUUGUCAUCCACCUUCGCGCUGCUACUCUUUUGUGUGGUCGCUCGCGUUGUUCUGUAUCGGAGGAUUAUCCGCACCAUCCACUGCUCGUGGGACGGCCUUCAGGCAUUUCUCCCCUUCCUGAUCGCUGUCUUUGGCGUAUUCGAGCUGCGACCUAUAUUUCUACCGAGGCACGGACAUGACGCUCAGGUACGGACCGCGCGCCUCUCAUCUCCGUUCGGAAAAUAUGCCUUUCUCGCCUUACUGUGGGGUUUAGCCGCCACCGAUACCCUCCUCCUUUCUAAGCGCACCACCGGCGCCAUCUGUCCCACCGGCGAAGACAACGAGCGCACGGUUCCCCUGUCCCAGCUAGUCAUGUUAUUAUUAGACGCUCUUUUCAUAUCCCAAGUCGCAAAGCUCCGUCAGGCAAACGAGGGCCAACCGAAAGUAUGGCACCUUCUGAGUAGCCUUUUUUUAAUCUCAGCAACGGUUCUAGCGUUCUUGGCUAUCUACUCAUCCAUCGACAGAGCUAGUUUUCGCUGGAACGUCUUCGUCACGUGGCUCGCCGUCGGUGAUCUGAUACCCGAUAGUAUCGCUGUGACACUUGCUGUAGUCUCUGGAAUCUAUCUCCUUGGCCACUUCCAUGCCACUACCGUGAGCCUCCUGUUCGCCUCCGCGAGCACAUUUGUUUACAUACAAUGGAGGGUCGCGGACGGAACCAUGAUCAAGGUCUGGUCUAAUUGGUGGGGGCUCCUGACGGGCAUCUGGUUAUUUCUAGGCGUUGGCGUCUUGCUCCAGGCUGGGAAAGUUGCCACGACGCGAUACCAUCCCUUCGGCGAGGGCGUCGUCGUGAGGAACCGGUACGGUCUGUACGCCCUCGUGAUCUUCCUCCUAGUUUUCUGCCAGGCGGCCUUCAUGAGCCCCGGCGGAUUCAGGCCCACUCCCCGGCCUAUUAUAGCUGGUGCGAAGAGCGAGUCCGACGCGUGGAUAGCGCAGGCAGGGAAGAGCAAGAGCCUCAAGGAAGCCGUCUCGGAAUAUCGAGCGCGCUACGGGAUACCACCGCCGCCCAACUUCGACAAGUGGUACGAGUUUGCGACCUCAGUCAAAUCCCCCAUCAUCGACAUCUUCGACCAAAUCAACUCGGACCUCCUCCCUUUUUGGGGCGUCUCGCCCGCCGUCCUCCGCGAGAGAACGACACACUUGCUUGAGCAUCCUGCUUUGUCCAUGGGCGGCAUCAUCGUCGAGGGCGGUAGAAUCAGCAUUUCCCCGCACAUUCACGGCACUCACAGGUGGAUGAUGGACGCCACCAAGGACAUGAUGAAUCCCUUUGCGAAGUGGCUGCCAGACAUGCAGCUCGCCUUCAAUCUGGAUGACGAGUGCCGCGUAUCAGUUCCCCUUGACCGCAUGAAGGCUCAUAAGCAAGAAGCGAUCAAGGCGAGGGCGAGACUAGGCGCGAAGGAGAAGCUGGCCUGGUUCGGCGGCGCGCAGGAACCGCCGUGGGCUACACAGUAUCUCGGCGCAGACGACAGUAUCUGGAAUAACCAGUCCCCUUGGUUCUCGCAAAGGUCGAAGCGUCAGAUAUUCCACGAGUGGAUCUCACCGACCUGCCCCGCCGACUCCCCCGCGAACAAGUAUCGCUGGCGGAACAGGAAAGCGGAGUGCCUCAGCUGCUCCCCUCCGCACAUGACGAACGGCUUCGUCUCCAACUGGACGCUUUCCGGCGACUUGUGUCAUCAGCCCGAUCUUGCCUACCUACACGGCGCCUUGGUAUCGCCGACGGCCAUGGCCCCGACGUACGCCCUAUUCCCCGUAUUCAGUCAAAGUCGGUUGCAUAAUUUCGCCGAUAUCAUGUAUCCGAGCCCGUGGAACUUUGGCGACAAGGUGACCAUCGACGAUGGCAAGCGCAUACCCUGGGAUCAGAAGCUCAACAGCGUGUACUGGCGCGGCGCCUCCUCAGACGGGUUCGCUACGCAUGGCGCCUGGCAGAUGUUCCUUCGGGCCAGGUUCGUGCACAAGGCCGCCGAAGCCAAGAUUUCAAUCAUAGCAAAAUCUCUAUUCAGCAUGGCCUUGCCCGGCAGGUACCGUUCUUCCCCCUUCCGCUCCACCAACGCCGCGACGUCGCCGCCUACGCCUCAGAACCCUCCCCACAUGGAGGGCGCUAUCACGGUCAAUGUAUCCUUCGUCGGCAAAUUUCAGCGCUGCGACAAGCGCGACUGCACGGCCGAGCACACAACCUUCUAUGGCUCGCCCACGGCUGAGCCUCCGCCUUCCCAGGACUUUCAGGAGCACUGGCGCCACCGCCACCUGGUCGAUCUCGACGGCGCCGCCUUCAGCGGCCGGUUCCUGCCGUUCCUCAAGUCGGGAUCCCUGCCGUAUCGCGCCGCGCUUUUCCGGACCUGGUGGGAGGAGCGCGUCCACGCGUGGCGGCACUUCGUGCCGCUAGACAUCCGGCUCGGCGACCUGUGGGAUGCCGUGAGUUUCCUGGGCGGGCCCGGCGAGGCGGAGGCGGCCGAGAUGGCGAACGCGGGACGGGAGUGGGCUCUCCGGUCCCUCCGAAAAGAGGAUAUGCAGGUGUAUAUGUUUAGGCUCCUCCUCGAGUGGGGUCGUAUCGUCGACGACCGGAGGGAAGACCUGGGGUUCUCGCUUUGA
This is a messenger RNA of Durotheca rogersii, 2928 nucleotides long. Its product is annotated as glycosyltransferase family 90 protein. Lineage: Eukaryota; Fungi; Ascomycota; Sordariomycetes; Xylariales; Xylariaceae. Bases 1 to 2928 code for a protein of 975 amino acids. The record is from RefSeq and is a predicted model, not a curated record. The transcript has 4 exons.